This is a messenger RNA of Aspergillus tanneri, 819 nucleotides long. It is a transcript of the gene rbd2, whose product is annotated as rhomboid protease family protein RBD2. The transcript is spliced from 6 exons. Gene Ontology annotation, cellular component: membrane. Bases 1 to 819 code for a protein of 272 amino acids. Gene Ontology annotation, molecular function: serine-type endopeptidase activity. The record is from RefSeq and is a predicted model, not a curated record. NCBI's taxonomy places the organism in Eukaryota, Fungi, Ascomycota, Eurotiomycetes, Eurotiales, Aspergillaceae.
AUGCCUACCCCAGCCGCAUUGCCUCCGUUGCCCUUCAACCCUGGAAGGGUACGAUCAUACCUUCUCCGUUUACCUUUAUUCACGCGAUUGGUGCUUUUGGUAAUUAUUGUGUUUUGGUUGUUGGAGCUGCAAACCAUCUGGGGUGUGAUACAGUGGGGAUCUUUGACCCCGAAUGAGAUUGGGCUUGGCACCAUGUAUCGUUUGAACACAUAUCCGCUCAUCCACAUAGGAUUUUUCCAUGCUCUACUAAAUUUACUGGCACUUACACCGUUACUGGAGCGCUUUGAAGCCGAGCACGGCACAUUGACUUCUGUUGCUCUGUUUAUUGGGCCUCUUUCUACGUUCCCGGCGGGUCUUUACCUCUUGGUUGAAAAGGUUAUCUUGCAUAGGAAUACUGCCGUGGUUGGCGCUAGUGUUUGGGUGUUCCUCCUUCUGGGAUCUGAAGCCAUUCGAACUUUUCGGUCUAAUCCGUACUUCAGUCUUGGGUCUUAUAGGAUUCCCACGUGGACAUCGCCUCUGGUCGCGUGUGUCAUGGUUUCGAUCUUGAUGCCAAACACUAGCUUUCUUGGCCAUCUCUGCGCAAUAGCUAUUGGAUACUUGUUCGGUCUCGGAUACCUCAAGUUCUUUGUCCCACCAGAGAAAGUUCUGAGAUUCAUCGAAGGGAAAUUGAACCUUUUGGGACGACUACCGCAUUACGUGUCUGUAGACCAAAAGACGUACGGACGGUAUGGAGUGCUGCCGACGACCAACAACGGGUCAGAGAGGCCGACUCCGAUGAGUUAUUUGGGAUCGACGCAGCGACUUGGUUCCACAGAUUAA